AUGGAAAAGGCUAAGGUGGGAGACUUUAACACGCCACCAACAAACUUUGGAGAUGCAACCGAUCUAUCUAAUUUUCAAUAUGAUUUUGACAUUUCACAGGAGCAGUCUUUUCAGCCGCCUCAUAACAGUGACAAAAUCCCCACACAAGCGUCUUCCGCGAGUAGGCAUAGAGGAAGGUCUAUUAAAACACCCCUCAGCAGGACCGCUGUUAUGAAUAAGACCAAUUUUCCAUUGUCAGGAGGGGGUGAGUUCACACCUCUUCUCAGAAAUGCAACUAGAAAUAGCAUUUUGAAAAAUAGGAGAGAAAUCGCGGAACAGACACCGGCGUCUAUGAGGCCUGGCAGAUUAAGUAAUAUUCCUGAAGAUUUGAGUCCUAUACCAACUGGUACCUCGACAUAUGCAGAUUCUGCAAACGGAACAUAUUUAGCUAACACACCGAUACAACUCACUGAGAAUAGUAGCGCAGAUUCGACCCCAUUGGCUCUACAAUUGCAAAGAAAUGAAGGAUCUAAUCUGUUACAAGAUAGUAAACAGCUACCUCUUCGCGAGCAAUCGUCACACGUGGAAAAGAUAGAAAAGGAAAAUUUUGCACUUAAACUUAAAAUUCAUUUUCUCGAAGAAGUUCUAGAUAUGAAUGGGUUCGAAAACAGCGAAGCGGCAAUCAAAGAAAACACUGAACUUAAGGUUGACAAAAUCACAAUGCAAAAGGAAUUAAUUCGAUGCCGUAAGACACUUAACUCGGCUGAGAAAGAUAUAGAAUCUUACAGACAGCAGUUAAAUGACUUACAGGAAAAGAUUAAUGACAAAAACUCUCAUCAGGGGAGCCAUAAAAAAUCGAGCUCCACGCUAGGAGAUAUGGGAAAUUUGAAUGGAGGGCCCGAUCAGGAAAUAUCUAAAAACCAAGACACUGAACAAUUUCUUACCCUAAUUACUGAUCUCGAAGCAAGAUUAAAUGAAAAAGUCUCUGUUCUCGACGAUAGAGAAACACAAAUCAUAAAUUUAAAAGAAAAGCUUGAAAAGCAAGACUUUGAAUUACACAAGUCUAGGAUUGCGGCUGAGAACGCUCAGCGUCGAGUAGUCGAGUUAGAGGAAAAGCUAACAUCAAAUAAAGAUAUUGAAAUUUUAAAAGAGAAUAAUAAAAUUCUUAAGCAGAACCUAAAAGAAUCAGAAAAUGAAGUCGAGAACCUAAAACAAGAACGACAUGAAAUUUUACGGGAAAAAUGUCGAGCUGAGACAGAUUUAGAACACAUUCAGGAUGAAAUAGCUAACAAAUCGAUGAACACCAAGGGUUUAAGCAAGAAAAUGGAGCAGAAAAUAGAAAAUCUUCAAAACGAGCUUGAGAAUCUUCGUGAAGAACGAUCUGCCCAUGAAGCGAAUAUUGCCCAAAAGACUCGCGAAAGCCAGGAACUUAAAAACAAACUUGAGGAUCAUUACGGAGAAAGCAUCAAUCGAGAGCAGAGUCUAAAGGACACUGUAAAUGUACUUACUAAGGAGAAGACUCUAGUUGCUCAAGAACGGGACGCUUUAAUAGUUCAGUAUAAAUCAUGUCAGAAGGAUCUCCAGCUGUUGAUUGAAGAGAAGAAAUCACUACAAAAAGGACAUGAAAUCCUUACUAAUGAAUCAUAUUGCUUACAACGGGAUCUUGAUAGAUCUCGAAUUAAUGCUAAAGAGUGUGAAGAAAAUCUCAAAAAACUUGAAAUUAAGGCACAAAAUGAUCUAAAAGAUUUAAAAGUGAAAAAUAAUGCUGAAAUAGAGCGACUGAGUGAGGAACUCGAUAAUUUUAGAGUUAAACUUCAACAAAGAGAGAAUUUGCAUGAUGCGGACCAUGAAAAAUGGGAAAUUGAAAAGUGUAAUUCUCUUUCUCAAAUAGAGAAUUUACAAGAAAAGGCCAGUCAUCUGCAGAAGACAAUAGAAGAAUUACAGGGAACCGAAGGAACACUGUCCAGUAAAGAGUCUCAACUUCGCCAAGCUCUAAAGUCGGAAAUGGACCGAAAUCGUGAACAGGAAACCGCAUUAAACAAAAAGUUUAACGAGCUAGGCGCAGAUAUCCAAGCAAGACAACAAGCUAAUGUUGAUCUGAGAUCCGAACUUACUAAAUAUAAGGAAGAGCUUCGAUCAUGUCAAAGUGAGAAAAAUUCACUUGCUGAAAAGAUUGAGCUAUUGGAAGAUGAAGUUGAAGUUCUACAGACAAAUCUUGAUGAAGAGACAGAAGAAUUUAACAGGGAAAAAAAAUCUGCUAAGCUAGAGUCAGAUAAGCUCCGUCAACAAAUACAACUAAUAAAAGCGGACCUCGCAAACGCUGAGUCGGCAGCGCUCGACGCCAGGACAGAGAUGGAUAUGUAUCGGGAAAGCAUGAGGGCAAGUGACAGCAGCAAAGAACAAUUACAGUCUCGUUUGAGAGAACUCGAAGAACAGCUGACCCGUGCUCAACAAGAGAAAAACUCAAUUCAGGAUGAGCUGAGUAAAGUCAGAUCGGAGCUAUUCACAGUUAAAGGAAGUGUUGUGGACCUCGAGAACCAAAAUAGAGAUUUAAGUAAACAGGUAACUGCUCUAAGAAGACAAGGAACAAGUCCAACGCUCGACCAGGAAAGUAAAAAGGUUAGUAGUAAGAUGCAAAAUCCCCGAGGAGAUAAUCAACUUACCAUCGUCAAGCUUCAAGCAGCGUUAGAGCUGGAGAUAAAGAAUGCAGCUACAGAAAAAUCACGUUUGGAAAAUGAAAUUCGUUGUCUGCAGAAUAUUGUCAAAAACUCAUGUUAUCAGACCAAGCUUUUAGCCGCUGAUGACCAAACUCGGACAAUGGAUGAACGAACUCGGUUAGAAAAUGAAUCUAUCUUAAGUGAACUUAACGAUAAAGCCCAAGACGAUAUAUCAAUUUUAAGAAUGGAUCUCAAGGCGGCUCGCGAAAAAGAAGCUAGGUGUGCUCAGCGUGAAGCUACCCAGAAAACCCAAAUUAGAAGCCUUAAGAAGGAAAUCAUGGAGCUUGAGGGAAGGGUUCAUGAUGCCGAGAUGUUGCGUUUUGUAUCGUCUUCUCCCAAUGCGCAUAAUAGUGACUUGGAGCAGGUGGAUGAACUUGGUGUGAUCCGGGCCCAACUAGCUACCGCAAAUCAGGCUCUCAGGGAAACUCGUACUCAAUUGAAGAAUAUUGAGAAAGAGGCUCGUCGAAAACUUACAUCAGCUAACAUUAACUAUCAAGCUCGAAUUCAAGCUAUAGAGUCCGAAAAGGAUGAAGUUGAAAGUUCACUCAAUCGGAUACAAUUUGCUAAAGACGAGAUUGAGGUUAAGUAUACAGCUUCUGAGGCUACAAUAGCUCGGCUGCGAAGCAAAGUUGAGCGCCUCGAACAGGCACUUGACGCUGAGCGACAAAAUUCAGGAGAAGAUAGAACUAUCGUAUUGGAGCGGAAGGAUUUACACGAGAUGCUCCGCGAGUCUCAGGCACAAGUGGAAGCGCUCGAUAUUCGAGCGCGUAAGCAAGUUAACGCCCUAGCAGCUCUAACCACAUCUCAAAAGGAACUUAAAAGCCAACUUAAACAGGCCUACGAAGAGCGAAUGCAGUGGCAUAAACAAGCAACAGCCUAUCAAGAGCAAUUAGAAGAGGUGCAGCGAAGAUUCCAGGAAGCCCAGAAGACAUGGGUGAUAGAGCGUAAGAAUCUCAAUCGUGUUGUACGCUUUGCCAAUGUUUCUCCGACGCUAUCAAGUGAUUCAUCACUACUGGCCCUCACAUCGAAGUAUGAAGCACGCGAACAUCAUCAUGUCAAGGAAAUGCGUGGAAUCAGUCUUCAGCUGGAAUGGGCUAAUGCCAAAUGUCGUCGCGAAGAAUUCUUCCGCGCCGAAGCUGCUUUCGCAAAGCGAUUCAUGGCUAUGCAGAUUGCACUUUUCGAAGCCUGUAAUAAGGCUGAUAUUCAGCUCCUCGAAAGCUUUGGUAUCCAGCGACCACCGCCUCGGCCAAAGAAACCUGUUACGAUCAAGCGGAUGGGCAGCGUGAUACGUGCUAUUAUCCGAAUGAAGAAAAGCGCCGAACUAUGGGCGACUAAACGAAAAAUCGAUGACAAGAUAAAAGGUCAGGCAGAAAAACAGCAUCACUUACGACAGCAAGGGACAGCUUUAAGACCUCACAAGGUUUUAGCGGGAAACGGGAAAAAACUGAUAGGUUCGUAG
This is a messenger RNA of Blumeria graminis f. sp. triticale, 4155 nucleotides long. NCBI's taxonomy places the organism in Eukaryota, Fungi, Ascomycota, Leotiomycetes, Helotiales, Erysiphaceae. The record is from the annotation of a GenBank genome assembly.